Anas platyrhynchos (mallard) is the source of this 1950-nucleotide messenger RNA. The record is from RefSeq and is a predicted model, not a curated record. Lineage: Eukaryota; Metazoa; Chordata; Aves; Anseriformes; Anatidae.
AUGGCGGCUGCCUCGGCCGGCCCGGGGCUGGAGCUGCAGCUCCCGGAGGGGCUCCCGGGGCCGGGCGGAGGAGGGCUGACACCGCCUCCCCCCCGGGGCUUUCCGCAGCCGGAGGGGCAGGAAGAGAGGAGAGGGGGGACCCAGCCGCCUCCCCUCCCAUCCCCACGACCCCUUUUCCUUCCGCAGAGCGGCGGCCGGCCGUGCCCGCAGCCGGACUUCAGCGGGGGGCCGGGCUGCUCCUGUCCCUGGCCGGCCCCCGGUGGGGUUUCCAGGGAGAGCCGGGCCGCCGGCUGCGCCGCGGAGCCGCCGCUGCACGGCCAGGGCCGGCGGGAGGCUCGGCAGCCCGGUAAGUGGGGGGCGAGGGGGGCCCGGUCCCGGCAGGGAGAGAGCGGUCGGAGCGGGCUAACCCCGCGCUGCUGUCGCCCAGGCCGGCUGUGCACCCCCGAGCUCGGUGGGCAGGACGAGGUGUGGCGGGGAGACCAGCUGUCCUCCCAGCUCUACAGGAACAAGCAGCUUCAAGAUACUUUGCUUCAGAAGGAAGAGGAACUUGCUAGGUUACAUGAAGAAAAUAAUAACCUCCGACAAUACCUGAAUUCUGCCCUGAUUAAAUGCUUAGAAGAAAAAGCCAAGAAAGUGCUAUCCUGCCAUGGCCAAAAAAACUCUGCUAUUCUCAAAAGCACCAAAAGGAGAUUAAAAGAGGACUACUGCUUUACUCCUCAAGAAACUCCUCAUGCUUCCAAAGCCAGAAGGAACCUCUUUAAUGAAUUCACUGCCUGUGAAGAGCAAGCCAGUCCUGCUGUGGACAGCUGGGUCUUGCAGACCUUAGGACUGAAAGAUGUCGACACCAUCGAUGAAUCUUCAGCUAACUACAGUGCCCUCUCCUCAGACCUUGGAAAAGAUUCAUACUGCCUGAGCCCUGAUGAAGCAAUAGACUAUGGCCACAGCGAAGGAGCAGCAGCAGCAUAUAGCUACAGCCACGUGCCUCCAGAUAACAGCAGCGUCCACCCAUGCAGCACGGACUCUACCUUCCUUCCCCAGUUUCCUUCCGCACCCUGCAUCUCGUCACCAGUGCCAAGUAUUUCCUCCCUCCCAGCCUAUGGGUUGCCAUAUUUGACUAACGAUUUGUCACCUAACAGAACAGAAGUGGCCUUCACAACAUCUCUAAGCCCUCACCGCAAUGUGAGAACACACACCUUCCACCAAGGACAAGCUUUUGUGCGCAGAGAAGAUGAUGGAGGAUGGAGAUUCACCUGGGUGCCCAAGCAGGCUGAAUAAAGCACCUGCAUGAAGGGUCAGCUAGAGGGGAUGUAAGAGACAUACACUUCACCCUGUGCUCGAGACAAGUUCAGACAUCAGAAACAAGCCUGUUAAAUACUACCCUGCCACCCACCCAUUCAUCAUUCCCUUCCAGAUUUUCACAGGUGUGGCUCCAGAUUGCACUGAGACAGGUAUCUGCCCCAGGCCAGGUGUUUAGAUUGGACCCAAUUCUCUUGUGCCUGUGUUGAGAUACCUACUUUUUCUCACAUCAUGGUUUCUGUCAUCAACUAUUCCUUCUUAACUGGUGUCUUCCAGACUGAACUACUUUCAGCAUUGAUGGUCACGCCCACAUGCAUCAAACUGGAAGGGAUUUGGGGAAUACAGUUUGGAAAUAACAUCUCUCCCCAACACCCACAGGUGACAAAGAUGGCAUAGGCUGAGGGUCAGCAGUGUCUGUGAUUUGGGUCUCUUGGCUACGUAGAUUGCCUUGGAUUAAGGCAACCACUCUAUUUGUUAACAUGUUACACUAGGUUGUCCUACCUGCAGUCACUUGGUGCUGUCGUUUUUUAUUUUUUGAUAAUGAUUCAAAAAGCAGGACUUAAUUCUGUUGCCUAAAGGCUACAUAAUUACAAGCAAUUCAGCAAGUCUGAGAUUUUCUUCUGCUGUGAUUAAAAGACCAAUGUGUUUUCUGCA